GAUCUCUUCAGUGUCUGAGGGUGAAGACCACAGGAGAGGAACCCACUCAAGAGGAGAAGCUGGUCCUGUCAGCUGCUCCCAGCUGCUCCUCUCCCUGGGGGACCUGAGCCCAAGAGCAGAAAGUGCUGCUGCUGAGGAGACAUGGGCCCUGCAGGCUGGGGUGCCUUCCUGCUCUUCCUUCUGCUCGGGAUCUCAGGUGCAGAAAAGGAAAACCCGAUGAGUCUUUUGGAGUCAAUCUGUGGGCGGCCUGCAGUCACAUCGGGGAUCGCCUCGGGCCGACAGGCCACCGUGGGCCAAUGGCCCUGGCAGGCCAGCAUCCGCCAGGGCUCACUGCACAUCUGCUCGGCCACUCUUAUCUCGAAGAAGUGGGUCCUGACCAUGGCAAGCUGCUUCUGGUCAAAGGAUGUCACAAAAUACAGUGUAUUGGUGGGGUCACUCCAGAUCACUGGACACCCAGACCCCAGAAUGACGAUAAUUCCUGUAUCCCGGAUUAUUACCCAUCCUGACUUCUCAGGAAACAUAUUUGGCGCCCUUGCUGUGGUAGAACUGGCCUACCCAGUUUCUUAUGGCCCUGUGGUCCUGCCCAUCUGCCUGCCCUCACCUGAGGUUCAGCUGAAGAACACAUCCUACUGCUGGGUGACUGGAUGGGGCUAUUCCGGAACACACCAAUACAGCAAGACAUCUUACACACUAAAGGAACUGAGGGUGCCUCUCAUUGACCUCCAAACAUGCAAUAACUAUUAUCAAAAUGCAAACUUGACGAACAGAAAAGAGUUCAUCAUCAGUGAAGCCACGAUUUGCUCCCUGAUCCCAGUGAAACACAUGGAUCAGUGCAUUGGCAAUAGAGGAGACCCUCUGAUGUGUCAAGUUGAUGAUUUCUGGGUCCUGGCAGGAAUUGUGACCUGGGGAACAAACUGCAUUCAAACCAAUGAGCCUGGAAUAUAUACAAACAUCAGCUUCUACAAAUCCUGGAUUGAGAAGACAGCCAUCUCAUUUACUGAGCUUUCUGCUACGCCCUGGAUAGACCUUUCGGGGCUCCUCCCUGUGAUGCUUUUGCCUCUGAUUUUUCUGGGCCCACCCUAACUACUUAAGGUCAGCCUCAAAAGCAAGAUCCCCAGAGUAAAUAUUUGAAAGCAUGAAUAUCCUUACUGGUCAUAACACAACACAUAAACAUAUUGAAAAUCACACUAUACCACAUAGAAACGUAUGAUUAUCUUUCAAUUAAAAUAUUUCUUUAAA
Molecule: messenger RNA, 1239 nt
Organism: Ochotona princeps (American pika)
Lineage: Eukaryota; Metazoa; Chordata; Mammalia; Lagomorpha; Ochotonidae
Product: serine protease 33-like
Exons: 7
Coding region: 142-1083 (313 amino acids)
Biological process (GO): proteolysis
Molecular function (GO): serine-type endopeptidase activity
Source: RefSeq, a predicted model, not a curated record